CUAAGUCAUUAAAGUGUUGGAGACAGACAUUCUGGCAUUGAAAGUAUGGAGGGGUCUCCCUGCUUUGGUGCCUAAGCAAGAGGUACUGUAGCAGUCUCCUCUUGACAGCACAGAGAGGUGUCUGUGUUCUCCAGUUCCUGGCUCAAAAAACUGAGAACGUCUGAGAGAUGGAAAAAAGAGAGCUAAAGGCUUUUGUUCCAAAAUUUGACAAGAUUCCGUGGCUGAGUGAGGCCAGCCUGGUAAACAAGCCGCUGAUACUCAGCAUCCCCAGAAGGUAUCACUCCUCCAUUGUUCUGACUUCAUACAAGAAGGAUACGUAUCUGCCACACUUGCUUGAAGAUUCAGAUGUCAUAUUGAAGGCUAGAAAGAGCGAGCACGAAAACCUGUCAUCCCGAAACAAGCAACUGUGCUCCACAUGUCGAGGAUGUCAAGAAGUGAAAACGGUACAGCCAAAAAUUUUCAUAAUACCCGACCAUCAGAAACCAUCCUCCAAGAAUUCUGUUAGUCACAGAGAGGUGAGCCUUCAUUCCCAAGUGCAGCAGUUACAUUCCUGCAAUGAUAUUCCAACAGAGAGCAUUCGCUACAGACUGCCCAUCUUAGGCUCCAGGACUGCUGUCUUCCACAGGCUGCUGUCAGGUGCCUAUGAAACUCCUCAGGAUACUCAGCACUGUGCCUUUCCCAGAAAGAAAGGGAUGAGCAAAACAGUGAAGCAGUAAGUGGGUGGCCAGAGCCCAUUACCCCCAAACACUCAGGGAAAAGGCUACCUCUCCAAGCCAGUUUCUGACGCUGGUACCUUCCCCUAAUCUUGUAUCUCUCAAAAGAUGAGUCACUUUUUCUUUCCUAUGUGCUGCUCUUCUAGCUCUUCCCACUUCCUCCUAAAGACGACAUGGUUUAAUUUACAUAGCUAUAAAGAUUUAUUGACUAACACAGAACGUGCUAAUUGUACCUCAUGUUUUGCUGAAAAUUUUAAUGCAUGUUAUAUUAUAACAAAUGACAGCCUUCAUCUUAUAAGUCAUGGAUUUUCCAUCUAAGUCAGUUAGCACAUUCCUUCUGGUAGGAGGACCAGGGAUGGCUCCUUGAGCCCUCCAUGACUUCAUUUUAUUCGCAAUAAAGGAGAAAAGGGGAAAAAA
Messenger RNA from Mastomys coucha (southern multimammate mouse), 1130 nucleotides. It is a transcript of the gene CUNH1orf105, whose product is annotated as chromosome unknown C1orf105 homolog. Bases 168 to 716 code for a protein of 182 amino acids. Lineage: Eukaryota; Metazoa; Chordata; Mammalia; Rodentia; Muridae. The record is from RefSeq and is a predicted model, not a curated record. The transcript is spliced from 7 exons.